Molecule: messenger RNA, 1349 nt
Organism: Ananas comosus (pineapple)
Lineage: Eukaryota; Viridiplantae; Streptophyta; Magnoliopsida; Poales; Bromeliaceae
Product: 40S ribosomal protein SA-like
Exons: 5
Coding region: 147-1070 (307 amino acids)
Biological process (GO): cytoplasmic translation; ribosomal small subunit assembly
Cellular component (GO): cytosolic small ribosomal subunit; ribosome; 90S preribosome
Molecular function (GO): structural constituent of ribosome
Source: RefSeq, a predicted model, not a curated record
GCUCCGUCUCUCCCCUCCAUCGCCGCGCAUUCUCUGAGAGAGAGAGAGAGAGAGAGAGAGAGAGAGAGAGCUCCUUCGACGAAUCGAGAUCGUCUGCGCGAAAACCCUAACCCUAGAAGCGCUUCGUUCUCCGCCGACGAGGAACCAUGGCGGCCCCCGCGCGCGUACUCUCCCAGAAGGAGCAGGACAUACAGAUGAUGCUCGCCGCCGACGUCCACCUCGGGACGAAGAACUGCGACUUCCAGAUGGAGCGCUACGUCUAUAAGCGCCGAUCCGAUGGAAUUUACAUCAUCAAUCUUGGUAAAACUUGGGAGAAACUCCAGCUGGCGGCUAGGGUCAUUGUUGCCAUCGAGAACCCUCAAGAUAUCAUUGUCCAGUCAGCAAGGCCGUACGGUCAGAGAGCUGUCUUGAAGUUUGCACAGUACACAGGUGCUCAUCCCAUUGCCGGGAGACACACACCCGGUACCUUCACCAACCAGCUUCAAACAUCCUUCAGCGAGCCCCGCCUUCUUAUAUUGACAGACCCUAGGACAGACCAUCAGCCAAUUAAGGAAUCCGCUCUUGGGAACAUUCCAACCAUUGCCUUCUGUGAUACUGAUUCUCCAAUGCGGUAUGUUGAUAUUGGAAUUCCUGCAAACAACAAAGGAAAGUUCAGUAUUGGCUGUCUCUUCUGGCUAUUGGCGAGAAUGGUUCUCCAGAUGCGGGGUACUAUUCCUCCUGGGCGCAAAUGGGAAGUGAUGGUGGAUCUCUUUUUCUACAGAGACCCUGAGGAAGCGAAGGAACAGGAAGAAGAGGAGGCUCCCGUUGCCCCAGAGUAUGGCGCAGUCACCGAGUUCACAGGCAUGGGGCCGACCGACCAGUGGACUUCCGACCAGUGGGUUUCUGAUGUUGGUGCUGUACCUGCUGCUGCUAUUCCCGCGGUGCCUGCUGUUGAUUGGGCCACAGCUCAAGCCCCUGUAGCUGGAGAUGGAUGGGAUGUUGCCGCGGCACCUCCCGUAGAUGGUGCUGCUCCCCCAGUUGUUCCUUCAGGUUGGGAGCCUGCUGCGCCCGCCGCCACUGGCUGGGAGUAGGGAAAUGCAUCGUCUUUCCGUCGAGCUUCAUUUUUUUUAGAUACUGUUUGAGUGGCUCUUGUUUACCAUGAAUUUUGACUUCCCAGUGCGAACUAUCUACCAGUGGCCGCAUUUCUCUUCUUUCUUUUGCUCUUUUAGACAUGGAUGUUAGUAAAUUUUGGUGAUGUAUUUUGAGGUAGGAAGUAAUUAUGGUUUAACGCGUGCUAAUUUAUUUCUAAUUUAUUUCUUAUUCUUAUAUGGUCAUCUCGAUUAAUGAAAUGAUGCUACAUGGAAUCAUUA